CGGAAGUGGGCGAGACGAGUAUUCCAGUCCCUUGAGAUUCCGGGUGUAGGUUCUUAAGACCUUCUGAGGAGUGUUUUAGCCUACUGGAGGGACCAGGAGGCUUGAGUCACCUCACCCGGAAGAGCGAGCUUCUCCGGUGAGCUCGUGCGGCUCUGGGAGAACCCGGACGUUGCCUGGUAGAGCCCAUCCAGAAGGCGGGGUCUACUCUGGCUGGAUGGCGACCUUAGUUUCUGUACUGCUCUGACACUUGGGAAGCUUGACCAUGGCCCUGCGGGCAGUGUGGCUCAUACGUCACGAACCAGGAACUCCACUUGGUGGCACCGUCAGAUUCUCCAGACGAUAUCCAACUGUUGAAAAGCGAGCCAAAAUCUUCAAUGGAAUGAAUUAUGUUCCUGUACCUGAAGAUGGUCCCUUUCUUAAAGCAUUGCUCUUUCAACUUAGAUUACUGGAUGAUGAUAAGGACUUCAUGGAGAGGCGUGAUGGCUGUUCACACAUCAAUAAAACAUCCAUCUAUGGGCUUUCAGUAGGAGGUGAAGAGCUCUGGCCAGUCGUUGCCUUCCUGAGGAAUAGCAUGAUAUAUGCAAGUGUUCCGUUAGUUGAACAAGCUCUGUCCCCUCGCCCACCUUUAAUUAGCAUUAGUGGAGUCUCACAAGGCUUGGAACUGCUAUUGGGGAUACAGGAUUUUCUUUACCCGAGUCAGAAAAAUGACACUGACCUAAACACAAAACUGAGUCAGUUGCCUGACUUGCUUCUACAGGCUUGUCCUUUGGGUACGUUAUUGGAUGCUAACUUGCAGAAUUCACUGAAUAGCAUUAAUUUCCUAUCUGUGACUCAGCCGCAAAAACAGCCAGCCUGGAAAGUUGGAGCAUACAAAGGAAAAGCACAGAUUUCUAUUUCUAUCACUGAAAAAGUCAAAUGCAUGCAAUAUGGUAAACAGGACAUAGCAGACACAUGGCAAGUUGUCGGAACAGUCGCUUGCAAGUGUGACUUGGAAGGGGUCAUGCCAGCUGUUACCAUCAGCUUGAGUCUCCCCACCAAUGGGUCUCCACUUCAGGAUAUUAUUGUUCAUCCCUGUGUGACUUCUCUGGAUUCUGCCAUUCUGACUUCUAGUAGCAUUGACACAAUGGAUGAUUCUGCAUUUAGUGGACCGUAUAAAUUUCCAUUCACUCCGCCUCUAGAGUCAUUCAACUUAUGCCACUACACUUCUCAGGUUCCUGUCCCACCAAUAUUGGGUUCUUACCACAUGGAAGAAGACGGAGUACAACUGAAAGUAACAGUUAAUUUAAAACUACAUGAAAGUGUGAGAAAUAAUUUUGAAGUCUGUGAAGCUCACAUACCUUUUUACAACAGAGGUCCAAUUACCCAUUUGGAAUACAAAGCUAGUUUUGGUCAACUUGAGGUAUUUCGAGAAAAGAGCUUACUAGUCUGGAUUAUCGGCCAGAAGUUCCCCAAAUCAAUGGAAAUUAGUCUUUCUGGAACUCUAACUUUUGGAGUUAAGGGCAAUAACAAGCAGCCAUUUGAUCACAUUUGUAUUGGAAAUACAGCGUAUAUAAAGCUUAACUUUAGGAUUGCAGAUUAUACACUCACUGGAUGUUAUGCAGAUCAGCAUUCAGUUCAAGUUUUUGCAUCAGGAAAGCCAAAAAUAAGUGCAUAUCGGAAACUAAUUUCUUCUGAUUAUUACAUCUGGAAUUCUAAAGCACCUGCUCCAUUAACAUAUGCAUCAUUGUUACCAUGAUUUUUUUCAUAUUCAAAAGGAUUUAUAUGAUGGUAACAUUCUAUAGUAGAAUCAUAGUAUUUAUUUUUUUACAUGUAUUCCCAUAACCCAUGACUGAAAAAUUACUGAGUGGUUUCUUUAUGAAAACAUUCAUAUCUUACAUUUAUAGUCUGAUUCAGUGUAAAAGAAUAUUUUCAAGGCUAAUGCCCCGUUUUAUUGUUGUUGUUAUGCUCUGAUUUCAUGCCAGUAUGACUCAGAAUAUAUAAAAGCUGUGAUUGGCUUUGCUUAAGUCUAGUCUUGAGUCUCUGUACCACAUGUUCCUUCCUGUUCCAUGGAGAGACAGUGCUUCAAUCAGAGUCCCUUCCUUGAGUAAGAGCUUAGCCUUCUCCUAGUGCAGGUUCAGUCAGCCAUCCUAUAGUGACUUUUUUUUUUUUAAUCUAAAGAUCCUGGGGACUUAACUGAUACCAAAUUUAGAAGCCAGAAAAAAAACAUUAAUUGCAGAAUAAUAUUUAAUUAAACUUAUUCUGG
Molecule: messenger RNA, 2242 nt
Organism: Mus pahari (shrew mouse)
Lineage: Eukaryota; Metazoa; Chordata; Mammalia; Rodentia; Muridae
Gene: Ap5m1
Product: adaptor related protein complex 5 subunit mu 1
Exons: 8
Coding region: 263-1735 (490 amino acids)
Biological process (GO): endosomal transport
Cellular component (GO): cytosol; AP-type membrane coat adaptor complex; lysosome
Source: RefSeq, a predicted model, not a curated record